Molecule: messenger RNA, 648 nt
Organism: Colletotrichum lupini
Lineage: Eukaryota; Fungi; Ascomycota; Sordariomycetes; Glomerellales; Glomerellaceae
Exons: 5
Coding region: 1-648 (215 amino acids)
Source: RefSeq, a predicted model, not a curated record
AUGUCUCUGCGACAUAUCACGUAUACUCCGCAGACACACACUGCAAGCAGCUCUCAAAUUUCAGCAUCUCCCAGAGCCCUCAAGGACGGCAAUCUAUGUUUCAAGCUCCCUUCCCUUUCCCUCGCCACCAGCGACAGCAUUUUUAAUAAAAUGAGCAUCCAAUUUCCCUGCAACGAAGCUGCUCCGGGCCCUGACAUGAUAUUCAUCAACAAAGGACGCGAGAAAACUACGGAUCUGGUCGUCAGACCCAAUCCCCUGGCUCAAGCACACACCUCACACGCGCCCAGCCAGCUAGUCUGUGUGAAAAACCCACCCAGGCACAACAACCAAUCCCUUCGUCAACCUGGAGGAGUCGGAAACGAAGGUCAUGUAAGACUGGGCCGUGUGCCUCUUCGCGACCAUUGCGGCAAGCGGGAGCUGGCAGCGGCAGCGAGGAUCUUGACCUUCUACCUGGAGAGCCUGCUGCUUAUACUCAUCGGCACUGUCUGCUAUAGUAUUCACUAUACAAUAAUCCACUACCAAAGCCGACCCGAUACGACAGUUGGACAGGUCGGACUUUACAAAAAGUACAUCAUCAUGACAGACUAUGUGACUGCUCCUGUUGUCGACUCAGACAUACAACCGAUACCUCCGCCUUUUAUAUCAUAA